Molecule: messenger RNA, 1756 nt
Organism: Cyprinodon tularosa
Lineage: Eukaryota; Metazoa; Chordata; Actinopteri; Cyprinodontiformes; Cyprinodontidae
Product: extracellular calcium-sensing receptor-like
Exons: 5
Coding region: 107-1756 (549 amino acids)
Biological process (GO): G protein-coupled receptor signaling pathway
Cellular component (GO): membrane
Molecular function (GO): G protein-coupled receptor activity
Source: RefSeq, a predicted model, not a curated record
ACUUUUGUAUUUGUUGUUGUCUGCAUCUUUUUCACACACAGAAAAACAAGAUUGUCUACAUAGAGGGGAUCUUGAGGAUGCGCAACUAUUCAAGAAUGGGGACAUUAUGUUGGGGGGAGUCUUCUCAUUCCACAGCAGCUGGAGGAAUAUUCAAGAGAAUUAUGAACAGAAACCUCAACAACUUCAAUGCACCAGUUUAAAUUUCAGAGACUUCCAGUUUGCACAGGCCAUGCUCUUUGCCAUCGAGGAAAUUAAUAACAGCACAGAGCUCCUGCCAGAAAUUACUCUGGGCUAUAAAAUGUAUGAUGCUUGUGGUUUUAUUGCCAGAAGUGUAAAAGUUGCAUUGGUCUUACUGAAUGGUAAUGAGAUUAAAGCUUCAUCUUCAAAGGCAUGUACAAGACCUGCAGAAGUACAGGUGAUAAUGGGAGAAACCUCUUCCUCUCCUAGCGCAGCCAUUGCCACUGCUGUUGGACCCUUCCGGAUACCGAUGAUUUUACAGCAAAUACAGAGGAUUCACUUCAAAACAAAGGAAGGAGAUGAAGUUUACUUUAAUGAGAAAGGAGAUCCACCAGCAAAGUAUGAUAUUAUUAAUUGGCAACGGGGGGAAAAUGGCAUGUUGAACUUUGCAGUUGUUGGUCUUUAUGAUGCAUCAUUACCAGCUGAUAAACAACUAAAUGUGAAUAUUAGUUCAAUCAUUUGGUCAAAAAACAUGCUGCAGGUUCCUGUUUCAGUUUGCAGCGAAAAAUGUCCACCAGGAACACAAAAAGUUUUGCAGAAGGGAAGGCCUAUUUGCUGCUUUGACUGUAUAAGGUGUGCAGAAGGAGAAAUUAGUGACAGCAUGGAUUCUGUCACCUGUGUGAGAUGCCCCCUUGAAUCCUGGUCAAAUGAAAAUCGAAAUGCCUGUGUAAAGAAGAACAUAGAGUUUCUUUCGUUUAAGGAAAUCAUGGGAGGAUUGCUCACAGGAGCCUCUUUAUGUGGUGCAUGUAUGACUGUCAUUGUUGCAGUCAUUUUUGUUAAAUAUCGAAAAACUCCUCUGGUGAGGGCAAACAACUCUGAGCUAAGCUUUCUAUUGCUUUUUUCCCUAAAGCUGUGUUUCCUCUGCUCUCUGACUUUCAUUGGCCAACCAUCUGAGUGGUCCUGCAUGCUGCGUCACACAGCAUUUGGCAUCACUUUUGUCCUUUGCAUAUCAUGUGUACUGGGGAAAACCAUAGUGGUUUUAAUGGCUUUUAAAGCUACAAUUCCAGGGAGAAAUGUGAUGAAAUGGUUUGGACCUAUACAGCAAAGACUCAGUGUUCUGGGAUUCACUCUUGUACAAGUCAUUAUAUGUAUCAUCUGGUUAACUAAUUCUCCUCCUUUCCCUUCCAAGAACUUUAAGGAAUUCAAUGACAAAAUAAUCUUAGAGUGUUCUCUGGGAUCAGCUGUGGGCUUCUGGGCUGUCCUUGGGUACAUAGGAUUUCUUGCCAUGUUGUGUUUUAUGUGUGUGUUUCUGGCUCGGAAACUUCCUGAUAAUUUUAAUGAAGCCAAAUUUAUCACCUUCAGCAUGCUGAUAUUCUGUGCCGUAUGGAUAACUUUUAUUCCAGCAUAUGUCAGCUCUCCUGGGAAGUUCAGUGUUGCUGUUGAAAUUUUUGCUAUUCUUGCCUCUAGUUUUGGAUUAUUGAUUUGUAUCUUUUUUCCAAAAUGUUACGUCAUAGUCAUGAAACCAGAAAAAAAUACAAAAAGGAAUAUGAUAGGGAAGGGUGCCACAAAUAAUUUCUAA